Microbotryum saponariae is the source of this 2076-nucleotide messenger RNA. The record is from the annotation of a GenBank genome assembly. NCBI's taxonomy places the organism in Eukaryota, Fungi, Basidiomycota, Microbotryomycetes, Microbotryales, Microbotryaceae.
AUGUCCACCAACCAUGGACUAUCUUCAACUAUGCGGAUAGCUGGUCGGUCCCUCCCGAUCCCUUCAGGCCUCUACGUCAACAACCGGUUUGUGAAGGGCUCAGGUGCACCCCUGUCAGUUCAAUCCACUUGCACUCUCAUUGAGCGAUCAGGCUCCAGGGAAGCCCUCAACGAACGCUUCACUUUGCUCAUGCUAGGACCACUAUCGACCCAUCGAACGGCCAGCCCUUGCUACCGUCAUCAUCGACCAUCUCGACCGCCUCCUCCUCCGACGUCGACGCCGCCGUCCAAGCAGCCCGUCAAGCCUUCACCAGAGCAUGGGGACUCAAAUCCAACGGAACCCAACGAUCCAACCUCCUCCACAAACUUGCCCAACUCGUCGAGCAGAAUCAAGAAGAUCUCGCGCUCGUGGAGAGCUGCGAUUCGGGGAAACCGAUCCGAUGGGCUCGUGGCGACGUGCAGGACUCAGCCGCUUGCUUGAGGUACUAUGCUGGACAUGCGGACAAGAUCGUAGGCCAGUCGUUGGAACUGAACUAUAGGACCAAGCAGUUGAGUCGCGCCCGUUUCGGAGGUAUGAGCUUCGCGGUGUUCAGCUGAAGCUCACGCAAGAAAACCCUGCUCGUCAUUUUUUUUUCGUGUCCCACAAUGACAGUUGCUUCACCAAGCAUGAACCGGUCGGAGUUGUAGCCCAAAUCGUACCGUGGAAUUGUAAGUUCGAUACUGAUUUGGGCUACGAAUUCAGCGUGACUCAUUUUAUGCCCUUAUCAACAGACCCGAUUUUGAUGUGAGUUUUCCGCCAAGCACUGUCCGAGAUUAGGGUUCCACCCGUCCAAGUAGGGGGAAUUGUCUGAACGAGGUGAUGUUUCGACAGGUGGGCAUGGAAAGUAGCGCCUGCCUUGGCCGCAGGAUGUACGAUCGUGUUCAAGCCGGCCGAAAACACACCACUUUCAACCCUCUUGCUUGCGGACCUAUUCCGGCAGGCAGGCUAUCCCGAGGGUGUCUUUAAUGUUGUUAAUGGUUCGUCCGGCAAAGCAUCAUCGAAAUGUUCGACCCUUUUCUGAAGUUGCAAUUUGCGGGAUGCAGGGCACGGCGAAGAAACGGGCGCCGCUUUGGUGUCUCACCCCGACAUCGAUAAAAUCGCCUUCACCGGUUCGACGGCAACAGGUCGGUCCAUCGCCCUCAUCGCCGCUCAAUACAACCGCAAAGUCACUCUAGAACUCGGAGGAAAGUCACCGAAUAUCAUCUUCCCUUCAGCGGACCUCGAACAGGCGUCCAAGUGGGCUGCGUUGGGCGGGUUCGAGAACAGUGGACAGGCUUGUUCGGCGGGGAGUAGGGUUUUGGUGCAUAGGAACAUCAAGGAGGAGGUCGAGGAGAGGUUGAUCAGAUGUGCCAAGCAGAUCAAGGUGAGCUGUGGGACCUCUUAUUCGAGACGGUACGUAGUUUAGGUGAUUCGAGCAACUCUUUCCGAGAUCAGAUUGGCCACCCGCUCGACCCCGAAACAUGGCAAGGCCCUCAAGUCUCCCAAGCCCAAUUCGACAGCGUCAUGUCCUACAUACAAAUCGGGAAAAACGACGGAUCCAAACUCCUCUACGGUGGGGAACGUCACGGGUCCGAAGGGUACUACAUCCAACCCACCAUAUUCACCGACGUCUCUCCGAAGUCGGUCAUCGCCCGAGACGAGAUUUUCGGUCCCGUCAUCGCCGUGAUCCCUUUCGAUACCGAAGAGGAGGCGAUCCAUUUGGCGAAUGACACCCCUUAUGGACUUGCAGCGGGCGUGCAUUCCAAAGAUGCGGAUCAGAUCGCGAGGGUCUCGACGCAGUUACAGGCGGGGACGGUGUGGAUCAAUCAGUACUCGUAUACGUCCAAGUGAGUUUUACAUCCAGUCCUUCAAGAGCUUUACAAAACCGCCUCUGCCGGGCACUGACCUGGGUGAAUUUGAUGAUCUCACAGCAACGCCCCUUUUGGUGGCUUCAAGGCUUCAGGUAUUGGGAGGGAACUCGGAUCGUACGGGCUCGACGCGUACCUCCAAGUAAAGGCCGUACAUUGGAACUAUGGCGAACGGAUAGACUUCCCCUGA